CUGCUCACUAGGGUAAAGACGGACUGGCGAGCAAGAGAUGUGACCGGGCACCCCUGGCUGGCAGGUGCUCAGCCCCGGCGCACACAGUGUUAAAGGCAUCAGCGCAGCCAUUAGAGGCAAAGUUGGGCUCCGCGCGAGCCCAGUCCGCGCCGCCCCGUGCCCGCUGCACUCGCCGCCGGCUCGCUGGGCGUGGGGAGGGCGGCGAGCACGCAAGCCGAGCGGCUGACGUGGGACGAGCUGCCAGGUAGCGGAAGCAGCCAGCCGCCCGGCGGAGACACUUCGCAGCGCGGCAGCUCUGCUCUGCGCCCGAAGCCUCCGGAUCCCAGCCAGCUCGCCCCGACCUCGCCAGUCGCAAUCCCCAGUGCCCAGGCUGGUCUUCGCUGAGAGCGAGCGGCGGCAUGUACGCAGUGUCGCACCCCGGGCUCUGAGAGCAGCGCGUGGACACGCUUGCCUGCCUGUCUUUUUAGGUUUUGGGGCUCUCGGCUACACGGAUGUGCCCCCCUCCCUUGGCAUGAUGGGGAUCUUUUUGGCGUCAGUUGGAUUUGUGUUCUUUUCCGUGCUGUAUGUACAAGAAGGGCUUUCUUCUCAAGCAAAAUUUACCGAGUUUCCGCGGAACGUGACUGCGACCGAAGGGCAAAAUGUGGAAAUGUCCUGUGCUUUCCAAAGCGGCUCCGCUUCAGUGUACCUGGAGAUCCAGUGGUGGUUCCUUCGGGGACCAGAGGACCUGGAGCAAGGGACUGAGGCUGCAGGCGCGCAGGUGGAGCUCUUACCUGACAGAGACCCGGACAACGACGGGACCAAGAUUAGUACAGUGAAAGUCCAAGGCAAUGAUAUCUCCCACAAGCUUCAGAUUUCCAAAGUGAGGAAAAAGGAUGAAGGUUUAUAUGAGUGCAGGGUGACUGAUGCCAACUACGGAGAGCUACAGGAACACAAGGCCCAGGCCUACCUGAAAGUCAAUGCCAACAGCCAUGCUCGGAGGAUGCAAGCCUUUGAAGCCUCACCUAUGUGGCUACAAGACAUGAAGCCUCGAAAGAAUGCAUCUUCAGUGAUUCCCAGCAGCAUCCACAGCUCUGCCAACCAACGAAUGCACUCCACCUCCAGCCCUCAAGCGGUAGCCAAAAUCCCCAAGCAAAGUCCACAAUCAGAUUUAUGUAUCAAUAAUGACCCAAAUUAAGAGCCUUUCACUUAAUCAAAAUGGAAAUGAAAAAGACUCUCCAUAAUCAUCCAUAUAUUUAGUGACCUGUGGCUUUAAGCAGAGCUAUUCUCCAAGGGCUUUUGAUUUUGAAGGAGAAACUUCAGCUGCCUGUGAUGAAAUUGAUGGUGAUAAUGGCAGGAAGUGAGGAGGGGGGUGAAGGAAGUGGUGCAGAGAUAAGGCUGCUCCUGCAAAUGCGCCUUGGAUGCCAAUUUGGAAGCUUAGUCACACAUCUCUCAGCUGUGCAAGUUAAAGUAAUUCUGAAUGGCAUGAACUUAUGCAAUCGUUCCACCAAUGGAAACUCACUGAACUUCUAACCUUGAUGUCGGAUAAAGGCUGCCUUGAUUGAGCAGUCUGGUACAAGACCUCUGGCUGUCGUAUUUUCUCAAAUGUGUUGCCUAAAGUAGGAUAAGAGGAGUGUUCUGCUCAAGCACGUAUCUGAUAUACAUGAAAUCAGUUGUGGUGAUUUUUUGUUUUUUUUUUUUUCCACCUAAAAUUUUUCAGCAAGUGAAUUCCAAGAUAAUAAUAUUCACCAAGAGCUUCAGAUAUCCAAGGCGGGGUUUAUAAGACAAGGCCGUAGAGGAGAGCAGUGUGGCUGGUGCAGACUAUAGGGAGUUACAGCACCACAGGCCCAGGCCUACCUGGAAGUCAUUAGCAACAGACAAUGCAUACCCCUACACCCCUGCUUGUUAGCAAUAUGUUUAAGAAAUAUAUGUUCCAGAAUAUUCUGCAGAAUAUUCCAGUGGUAUAGCACUUUAUUGUUUUGUAUAAAGCCCUGAAUUCAGUCUCCAGCAUCAUAGAAAAAAAAUAUUCAAUCAAGAAAAACUAAUUAAAUAAUGCAUGUCAACCUGCAUUUCCUCCUUAUGCUUUUUGUUUGCAUAGACAUUAUGUAGAUCCAGUAGAGUGCUCAUAUAUGGGGUUCUGUGCAUUCCCAUGACUUUAAAUGUUGGUGAAACUCCUCUGUUAUGUUUUAUUCCUGGUAACAUAGCAGUCUGCUGAAUGAUGCUUGAGCCUUUCUGAAGUCCUGAUUUUCUGGCUUUGUCUCAUUUUCCUUGUGAUCUUUUUGUUUCCCAAAUUCAAGAACAAAGCCACUACAGCUAAUGAUGGUUUUUAUUCUAUGUGAGAGUACACAAAUGCCUACAUCUCAAUUACAGUUUUCUAAGUACUAUUGUACAAUGAUGAAAUUGUGACCUCUUUAUCCUCCUUUACUUUUACAUUAUAACCCAACAGGGUAAACACUACCUGUAGAGUUACAGUAUGUCCUCUGUAGUCAAUUUACAACAUAAUUAGUGAGAAGUUAUUUGCAUACAUAGAAUAUUUCAAGCUAGACACCAUAAAUCCAUCUGUGUGAUACAGUCAAAUGGAGCAAUUAAUCCAUUUGAGCGACUAAAGAGAAUGACAUGUUCUGUUUCUAAAAUAUCUUAUUCACUUUAUGAUAUAAAAUAAUAUACUCUAAAAUAACUUUUAUUUUGCUCUCAAUCUCUUGGAGCUGUGAUGGGAACUAAGUUAUGAACUAAAUACCUUCAAACAAUUUUCAAGUAAAUUUACUGCUUGUUUCGCAUAUUCCCAUCAGGUAUUUUCUCAAACACAAAAUUGUUUUUCCUAAAUGUUAAAGGAGAGGAUGUUGUCUCCUGGAAAUCUCCAUAUAGUCAAAGCAUUGUGGACCACUCCUUUCCUGACUGUAGCAAAGAUGAACCUAAAAUAUCUCAAAACAUUCAAUAUUCCUUUUUCUUCCAGUGAAUAUUGGAAAAUCUUUCAUGCACUUUUAUCAACAUUCUCUAGAAUCUCUUUCAGAAGUCCAGGCUCUCCAGCCACUCUAGCACGUUGUCUACAUUUCAUGCUUGUAAGAUCAUUUCAUUUAAUACAGUCAUUAGGAUGGAUAUUUACAUAUUACAUACAUUAUAUUGCAUACAUAACACUCCUGUCCCAGCUGAUAAUUUUGCUGUCCAAGUUUCACAUUAGACUCAAGUAAAACUCAUUUCAGUAUCUCAUUUAUUUACUUUCUGUCUCCUGAAGGCAUGACAAACACAGGAACACAUACAUGAAAAGCAAUUUCCUCCCUCUACAGGAUUUUUUUUUUAGUUUUCCAUAAAAAAACACUGGAUAUUCAUAAAUUCCAAUAGUGUGCAAUUUUUAUGGUAAAGACAUAAAUUGAAAUCUUGCUGUGAGUGACUUUCAUAGUUUAUCAGCUGAUACAACAAGGCUUCCCUCAUCUACAGCAGCGGUUCUCAACCUUCCUAAUACUGCCAUCCUUUGUUGCAAACCUUCAUGUUACAGUGACCCCCACCCACACAACUAUUUUUCUUGCUACUUCAUAACUAUAAUUUUGCUACUGAUAUUAAUCUUAAUUUGAAUAUCUGGUGUACAGGAUACUGAUAUGUGACCUCUGUAAAAAAAGUUGUUCAACCACAGGUUGAGA
Messenger RNA from Meriones unguiculatus (Mongolian gerbil), 3611 nucleotides. It is a transcript of the gene Vstm2a, whose product is annotated as V-set and transmembrane domain containing 2A. The transcript is spliced from 5 exons. The record is from RefSeq and is a predicted model, not a curated record. Lineage: Eukaryota; Metazoa; Chordata; Mammalia; Rodentia; Muridae. Bases 512 to 1174 code for a protein of 220 amino acids.